AAUAUGGAAGGAAACCUACACGGUCUUGGAGAGAAUGUACGAGCUGCUCACAGAUAGAGAUAAGAAAAAAGGAACUUCAUGGAGCCUGGACAUGACAAGAGCAAACCACGGUCAAAGAGGCCAGACAAAGCCCUGUAUGUUCCUCGAGCCCGUCGGCAUUUGAGAGCAGAACCGCACACGGAUCGUGGUCCCAAACAAAAAGGGCAAAGUACUCUUAUAAACCAGAAAACUGUCUCAAAAAUAACAGAUGCAAUAGGAAAAAAUGAAACAAGUGUGAGUUUAAAGUCUUUGUCUAAAGACUUGGGCGCACACCAUGAGCAAAUGUUUGCAGAAGCAAACUUGCCCCAACAGGAGGACAGUAAGACAGAGUGUGGCCACAGAGCUUCAGAAAGAAGAUUGAAUUUAGAUGAAAAGAGGCACAUAGGAAACGCUGUACCUGAGAAGGUGUCAGAUGAAGGACGUGGACUAGAAUCAAAGCACCCAAAGGAAAAGAAAGCAACCCAGCAGAAAAGAAGGGUAGGAUCAAACAGUAGUAAAGUACACAGUAGAGAGAAGGAAUCACUGCACAAAAAGGCAAUGUCAGAAAAAUGUAAUAUUGAUGCAGCAGCAAACUAUUUACUUAACGUUCCUAGUUCGAUAGCUGAGAGCAAUAGAGAAGUAAUGAAAUCCGGUUAUGGAGAAAUUCAAACCCAUCCCCGGCAGCUUCAAUCAAAUGCAUAUAACAAUGAACAGGGAAAUAAUAAUCAACCAAACACAGUGGAUUCAACAGUGGAAGAACUGGAGACUGAUGUAAACAAAUCUUUGCCUUUCAAUGUUGCCUCUCCUUUGAACAUGAGGUCUGAUUCUGACACUCUUCAACUGAAUGAACUGGCCUCCUCUAAAUUAGCCAGCUGUGAAUGUUCAGAUGCUGAGCAAUGUGCAGAAUCAGGCUGCUCAAAUGGUGUAAACGAGCCAUGGCAGAUGGAAAGAAGCUGUACACAAUAUCCAUGCACUGGAGCAUCUGAAGAAAAUAGUUAUAAGAUCCUCGCUGAAGUGAACAAUUCGACAGAGCAUGAAACCAGGGUAGAUAAUGAUUCUUCUUCACAAGCUCUAAAAGGGAGUUUUGUAUCCCUGCCUGCUUCUUUGGAAAACGUGGUUUGCUCAGACUCCCCACAUUCCAAAAUUAUUAGCUUAUCGGCUAUACAAGGAGCUGAAGAAGCAGGGUCCUUGAACUAUAGUAGCAGUAUCACAGUGGACUCAAUGAACAGUGAACCAGUCAGUGCAGAGGUGAAAGCUGAAACUGGUGCUGCUUUGCAAAGUGUAGAAGAGAUCUCACUAGAUUUGGGCCAGUUAACUACUACCAAUAGUGGAGAAUCUAAAUGUGCUGAAAGGUCACUUGUUGAAGAACCAGAGGGUGACUCUUGGGAUGCUCUUUUCAACGAUGAUGGAGAUUGCUUGAACCCCCAUCUUCUGGAAGAGUUAACUUCAAAGAAUAAGUCUAAGAAGAAUAUUCAAGAUCCUCCCUUCAAUUACUACAACUACCAACCAGCUGAACAAGAAAUAGAUGAUUCUGAAUUUCCCCACAUUGUUGAGAUCUAUGAUUUUCCUUCAGAAUUUAAGACUGAAGAUUUGCUGCGAGCUUUCUCCACUUAUCAGAAGAAAGGAUUUGAUAUCAAAUGGGUGGAUGACACGCAUGCAUUGGGCUUGUUUUCAAGUGCAAUUGCAGCUAGAGACGCGCUCAGUACCAAGCAUCCUAUGUUGAAGACUCGACCUCUGUCACAAGCAUCUAGAUCAUCGAAGGUGAAAGCCAGAAGCUGUGCAGAAUUUCUCCUUCCAGCAAAGGAACGACCUCAGACAAGCGCCAUGCUGGCUCGAAGGCUGGUUAUUGGAGCCCUGGGCGUAAAAAGCAAUCAAACCAAGGCAGAGCGCGAAGCUGAACGGCAAAAGCUGAAGGCAGCUCGAGGAUGAUAAGGAACCAGUGAUGAGGACCUUAACAUCAGACGGAGGAACUACACCAACACUGAACGUACAUGAGGUGAGGUGAGUACUCUGUAAUGUCAAUAUACGCAGAGCAGUGGGGCCAGACAGUGUACCCAGAUGGGUCCUCAGGGUCUGCGCAUUGGGACCAGACGACAUACCCGGAUGGGUCUUCAGGGACUGUGCAUUGGGACUGUUACGAAUGUGCCACAACUCUGAGGGGCCGAAGGGUACAAAGUCGCCCCCUCCUUUUUGAGAAUCGCAAGAUCGCUAUUAAUUCGGGUCUGGGACCCAGGAAAUGAGAGAGAAUCCACAAGGUUUGGAAUGUGUCCUGGCCUCAGCGAAACAAAGCCACUGAUAACGGCUAUUGUCUCUUGGAGACGGAAUUGUGUAUUGAGUACUGUACUAUUCAUUGAAGCCCCUCAGGGGAUGACCAGAAUGGGCUGGUUGAGGGAUUGCAUCAUCCCAACCUGAUUGACAUCUGAGACCCCGUGAGUAAGGAUAAAAGAGGGUCUGGGGAACAACCCCUUUAGACGCACCAGGAGAAACGCUGGAAAUCCAGUGACAGCGUUUUAUAGCAAUAGCCAGUGGGGCCCGUGUGCGUCCUCCCUUGCCUCGGUUGGUGGGCUUACCACGGAACAAUGGCUUAGCUAAAGGAGAGGCCACAAGUGAACGGCCACACCAACGAGAUUCCGACGGAUUGAAACCAUAAAAGGAAUCGGCAAGUUUUUCUCCAAAUCUCUCUCUCUCUCCAACCAAUGCAACCCAGCGGUCCCCAAAGGCUGCAGCCUACAUGAACUGAGUGACUUUUAUAUUUCCAUCAGACAAUACAUUAUCCCCUAGACAACGAUAGAGCUUAUUUCUUAUUGAUUAUUAUUAUACCCGCACUUUUAGAUUUAGUAUUGACGACGUAUUUUAUCUGUAUAUUUGCAUUGAUAUUAUUAUUGUGUAUUUUUACCAAUAAAUACUGUUAAAAAUAGUACCAUCAGACUUCAACGGACCUCUCUAUCUUUGCUGGUAAGUGACCCAGUUACGGGGUUCGUAACAAAGUGGGGGCCUCAUCUCAAGAUUUGAUACCAAAUUGGAGGGCCAGUGAAUCGGGCUUUUAAGUCCAAACUUGGAUCUGGUUGCGCGGGUAACCAGGCGGGAAACCAGCAAAGAUGGACGUUGACGAAUUUAUAGAAAACCCGACUCUGGAGGCACUAGAGGCUGCCACAAAGUCGGACUUGAUAAAUAUUGCAAAAGGACUAAACUUCGCAGAGGUGAGGUUGUCAAUGAAAAAGCGGGAGGUGCGAAGGACAAUAACUCAGUAUUGUGAAGAAUGUGUUUUCGGCUGAGGUAUUGGAAAAUAUCCCUAAAAAGGCACCAGCCAGUGGGACGGCUCAGUUAGAGUUGGAGAAAUUAAGGUUGGAACAUGAAAUUAAGUUAAAGCAGCUGGAAGCAGCUGAAAAAGAAAAAGAAAGAGCCGAAAAGGAAAAAAGAGCAGGAAAGAGCUGAGAAACAAAGGGAGCAUGAAAUUCAGUUAAAACAGCUGGAAGCAGCUGAAAAGGAAAAGGAAGGGGCCGAGAAAGAGAAGGAGAGAGCCGAGAAGGAGCAGGAGUAUGAGGAGAAAGAGAAACAGAGGCAACAUGACUUGGACAUGGAGAAGUUAAGGCAAGAGCAAAGAGCUCAAGGGUCAGACCGAGAGGAGCGGUUUAAUGUUAGUCGGGAGUUUAGGUUAGUACCUCCGUUCGAGGAGACGGAUGUUGAUAGUUAUUUCUUGCAUUUUGAAAAGAUGGCAGUGAGUCAGAAGUGGCCCAAAGAGCAGUGGGUGGUGUUAUUACAAAGUGUGUUCAAAGGGAAGGCACAAUGGGCGUAUGCGGCGUUGUCCAUGGAGGGGGAGGAGUCUGAGAAUUAUGAGAAAGUAAAGGCGGCCAUUCUUCAGACCUAUGAAUUGGUACCUGAGGCCUAUAGACAAAAGUUCAGAAAUUUAAAGAAAGGGUUGAAUCAGAUGUAUGGAGAGUUUGCCUAUGAGAAGGGUGUGCUCUUGGAUCGUUGGUGUGCAGCAGAAAUAGUCGAAGAAGAUUUUUGGCGUCUCAGGGAGUUAAUUCUGAUUGAGGAAUUUAAAGUUUGUGUUUCGAAUGAUAUCCAGAUGUACUUGAAUGCCGAAUAAGUCCAUCUCCGAAUUUGCUAGGUUCGCAGAUGAAUAUGCCCUAACCCACAAGACGAAGUUUUCCUCAAAUAAAAGUUACCAAAGAGACCGUGGGAAUGGUAGAGAAAGCCCGCCGGCUGAGGCAGAGAUCCAGCCGGGAGCUAGCGGUAAAAUUAAGGAGGAGGAAAGGCAAGAUGGCAGGAGAGGUCCUGGCUUGACAUGUUUUAAUUGUGGAAAGGUGGGUCAUAUUGCAUCUAAGUGCCUUGCUCUGAGGAAGGAGACAGGAAAGUGGAAAGCAGCAGUCCCUACAGGAUGUGUUGUGGUAAUCAGUAAAUCGAUGAGAAAGCCCCAGGUUCCUACUUUUCCAAAUUUUGUGUCUUCAGGCAUUUUGGAGAAUUUGUUUGAACUAAACCCUUUUCAGAAAGGGCUUAUAUCAAAACUUUAUAAUAUAAUUAUGAAGAUACGUUCAGAGCCCCUUUAUAAGACAAAAAUGAUUGGGAAAGAGAGCUUACCCUUAUUAUUCCUAUUGAGAAUUGGGAUAAAAUUCUUCAAUUAGUUAAUACAUCAUCUAUAUGUGCCAAACAUUCACUAAUACAGUUUAAGGUUGUGCACAGGGCUCAUACGUCCAAGGAUAAAUUGGCUCAUUUUUAUUCCUAUAUAAAUCCUAUUUGUGACAGAUGUCAUUCUGAGAUAGCGUCUUUAACUCAUAUGUUCUGGUCGUGUCCGCUUUUGAAAAAAUAUUGGAAAGAUAUUUUUGAUAUUAUCUCUGUGGUAUUGAACAUUGACUUACAACCUCAUCCUACUACUGCAGCCUUUGGUUUACCAAUGACGGACUCACUUUAUUUAUCUUCUUCUGCUUGUCAAAUGAUUGCAUUUCUUACACUAAUGGCUAGAAGAUCUAUUUUGUUAAAUUGGAAGGAAAUUAAUCCUCCUACUGUAUUUAAUUGGUUUUCUCAAACUAUGUUAUGUUUAAAAUUAGAAAAAAUUAGAAGUGGUGUAUUUGACCACUUUUUUUUGUAUUUGACACUUCUACUAAAUUUGAAAAGAUAUGGAGACCAUUUAUUCAAUAUUUUCAUAUAAUGUAAUAUGACCCUGUUCCAAGCCUAUUUGAUUUUCCAGUUUUCAUUUCAUAUAUGUCGAGAGGAUCGGAGUUGACAACACUGAUGAUUUUGUAUUUUUGUGAGAUAUUAUAAACACUGAAUUCAUAUUACACUAUAUUCAUUGAAGCCCCUCAGGGGACGACCAGAGUGGUCUGGUUGAGGGAUUGCAUCAUCCCAACCUGAUUGACAUCUGAGACCCUGUGAGUCAGGAUAAAAGAGGGUCUGGGGAACAGCCCCUUCAGACGCACCAGGAGAAACGCUAGAAAUCCCGUGACUCUCUCUCUCUCUCUCUCUCUCUCUCUCUCUCUCUCUCCCUCUCCCU
Messenger RNA from Hypanus sabinus (Atlantic stingray), 5509 nucleotides. RefSeq names its product R3H domain and coiled-coil containing 1-like (gene r3hcc1l). The record is from RefSeq and is a predicted model, not a curated record. The coding region runs from base 79 to 1947 and encodes 622 amino acids. The transcript is spliced from 7 exons. NCBI's taxonomy places the organism in Eukaryota, Metazoa, Chordata, Chondrichthyes, Myliobatiformes, Dasyatidae.